Molecule: messenger RNA, 2292 nt
Organism: Sinocyclocheilus rhinocerous
Lineage: Eukaryota; Metazoa; Chordata; Actinopteri; Cypriniformes; Cyprinidae
Product: vascular endothelial growth factor A-like
Exons: 8
Coding region: 824-1561 (245 amino acids)
Biological process (GO): vascular endothelial growth factor signaling pathway; vascular endothelial growth factor receptor signaling pathway; response to hypoxia
Cellular component (GO): membrane
Molecular function (GO): heparin binding; vascular endothelial growth factor receptor binding; growth factor activity
Source: RefSeq, a predicted model, not a curated record
GCGGAGCGUGCGAGUCCUGAAGGGCAAAUAAGAGACUGGAGAAAACGACCUUACCCAUAUCAAGGUGUAUUUCUCUCAUUCUUAUUUCAUAUAGGCGCAUGUGCUUUGCAUUGCGCAUGUUGACAGUGUAGAUUAUUUAUGUCGAACAUUUUAAUUAUAAGAUCUUGUGUCUGACAAGCAAAGCGUCAUCAUGGGUUUUGGUGGGCAUGAUUUCUCUGGUGACCUACAGUAGCACGGGAUGCGCCGCACAAAGCGGGUCUGAAAUGCCAGACGGGAGACACAGAGACCUUCAAGGAGGCUGUUAACAUCGAUUCUUGAGGAUAUAUUUAUUUGUUACCGGAUAUUUUUCUUUGGACCAUAAGGACGUACUCUAGUGCCACCGGGAAUUUUGCUACGAGGGAGCCGGUAUAAAUUAAAUGCGCGGAAUGCAUGGAAAACUCUCCUGUAAAACAACAUAUAUCGGGAUUUAUUGUAGCUAGUUAUUUCUAAUAAAUACGCCCUACGACCAUCUUGAGCCUCUCAAAAGCCUGAUUUUAUACUCAAGGAGUCCGUGUUGCCUGUUUGUUCAUUUACCUACUUUAAAACUUAAGAUAUUUCAUUUUUGACUUUUUUUUUUCUCGUUAAGCCAUGACAGGGAUGACAAUUGCCUUGUUUUUUGAGAAUCUACUGAGUAAAUUGCCAUUGCUUGGAUUAAAGAUGUUGGAUUCGGAUGUGAAAGUGGAAUAAUCAUUCAUAGAGAAUUAACAACUGUGAGGACUGGACGUUGGACCUGCUAUAUAUUAUUUACACAACUAUUUCUGACUUUUCUUGGUGAACUCAAACAAUGGGGAUCAAGCUGAGAGUUAUUCUGGGAAUGUUUCAGUUCGUCUCACUUACCAGAAUACCAACACAAUGUGCCAAAACACAGUCAGACCACUGGAUGCCAACAGAGAGCCAUAAAUCUGAAGAAGUGGUGAGAUGGUUGGAUGUGUAUCAGAGAAGCGGAUGUCAUCCCAGAGAGACGCUGGUGGAAGUUUGGCGGGAGUUUCCGUGGGAGACACAUCACCUCUUCCUGCCGUCGUGUGUAACGCUGCGCCGCUGUGGAGGCUGCUGCUCCGAUGAGGCACUGGAGUGUGUGCCGUCACAAACACACACACUUGUAAUGGAGCUCAUGAGGACCUCAUACAUGAAGCAUGAACUUGUGCAGCUGCCUUUUAUUGAACAUAACCAGUGUGAGUGCAGGCUAAAAGCAAAUCUUUAUGCAGAGCCAACCAGGCAAGGCCCACAGACAACAAGAAAAGGUAAAAAGCGGCAAAGGGGGAAACCAAAGCGAAAGAAACACAUGGGGAAAAAGCCGACUCUCGUGCCAACUACACCCCCUCCUCCUCCCCCUCCCACUCUACCGCCUAGCUCCGCCCCUCCACCACCUGCCAGAGAGGCGUGUCCACCAUGCCCCACCCGCAGGAUGACAUCACAGCCUCCCUCUUGUGAAUGCAGGUGCAGUUUGAGGGAGGUGAGCUGUACAAAGAGAGGGAAGACACUUAACCACCACAGCUGCCGAUGUGAAACCCAAAGCGAAUAGUGAAAUCAAACCACCCGUAUAAUCCACCGAUCAAACUUUGCACAGCUUUGAGGAGGUCAAAGGUUUGCUUAUUCUUUUGUCACAGACUCUGAAGUUUGGGUCUCACGCAAAAAAAGAGUUUGCGUUCAGGAACAAACAACAGACCCACCCCCUGUGGCCCAUCUGGCUAUGUCCCACACACUAUUACGACAGUAUUAGAUCCAUAUUCAUUCAUUCUGUACUGGGUGUGUACGGAAUAUCACCAGAUCCUACUGUUGAAGCUUUUCGCCAUUAUGAUCCAAACUUCAGAUCACCUUUAACCAUUUGACAUUUGUAUUAUGGACAUUCAAUGAGUCAAGCGUAUCGCUGGAAUAUUUAAUGCGCUAAAAGUGAACCAUAGUGUUCUCAUUGAGCUUUAUCCAAAACCAGUUUUGGGAUUUUGUUCAGCUUCAAUGGAUCCUCAUAGGCACAGACACACAGCUAGAAUGAUGCUAAGGAUGACGAGUGCGCUGAGAACUUUCAAAGGGAAACCUGAAUAAGGAAGGAGUCCUUUUUUUCUACCAAACUACUUAAAGUGGAGAGUUUUUGAUGGGAUGGAUGUUGACAGACCUUCAGUGUUGAGAGAACUCAAGUGUUUCGCUACACAAACAGAGUAUCUCAUCCUGAGAACAUCCCGACGUCUCCUCUGACCCUCCUCAUGUGAUAAAUGGAUGGAUGGGUCGAUUAGACGGAUCGACGGGUGUCUGUGUGGU